Molecule: messenger RNA, 723 nt
Organism: Nipponia nippon (crested ibis)
Lineage: Eukaryota; Metazoa; Chordata; Aves; Pelecaniformes; Threskiornithidae
Source: RefSeq, a predicted model, not a curated record
AUGUCGGGGCCAGUGCCGAGUCGGGCCAGGGUCUAUGCAGACGUGAACACUCAGAGACCCCGCGAGUACUGGGACUACGAGUCGCACGUCGUGGAAUGGGGCAACCAAGACGACUACCAGCUCGUGCGGAAACUCGGCCGCGGCAAAUACAGCGAAGUCUUUGAAGCCAUCAACAUCACCAACAAUGAGAAAGUGGUGGUGAAAAUCCUCAAGCCUGUGAAAAAGAAGAAGAUCAAGCGUGAGAUUAAGAUCCUGGAGAAUCUCCGAGGAGGCCCCAAUAUCAUCAGCCUGCUAGACAUCGUGAAGGACCCGGUGUCUCGGACGCCUGCCCUGGUCUUCGAGCAUGUCAACAACACGGACUUCAAGCAAUUGUACCAGACGCUAUCUGAUUUUGACAUACGGUUCUACAUGUACGAAAUCCUAAAGGCGCUGGACUACUGUCACAGCAUGGGGGUCAUGCAUCGAGACGUCAAGCCGCACAACGUCAUGAUUGACCACGAGCACAGAAAGCUGCGCCUGAUCGACUGGGGGCUGGCGGAGUUCUACCACCCCGGCCAGGAGUACAACGUGCGGGUGGCCUCGCGGUACUUCAAGGGACCGGAGCUCUUGGUAGAUUACCAGAUGUACGACUACAGCUUAGACAUGUGGAGUUUAGGCUGCAUGCUGGCCAGCAUGAUCUUCCGGAAAGAGCCCUUCUUCCACGGACACGACAACUACGACCAA